Arachis duranensis is the source of this 882-nucleotide messenger RNA. RefSeq lists its product as uncharacterized. The coding region runs from base 1 to 882 and encodes 293 amino acids. Gene Ontology annotation, molecular function: zinc ion binding; nucleic acid binding. The record is from RefSeq and is a predicted model, not a curated record. The transcript has 2 exons. Lineage: Eukaryota; Viridiplantae; Streptophyta; Magnoliopsida; Fabales; Fabaceae.
AUGUGGGUGAAGAAUGGAGGCCUUGACCUCAUUGAUUUGGUAAACGAGUAUUUUGUUGCAAGGUUGUACAAUGAAGAUGAUUAUUGGCAUGUCAUGGAAGGGGGACCAUGGCUGCUCUUCAACCAUUAUCUCACCAUCCAAAGAUGGACAUCGGACUUUCACCUUUUUGGAGCUGAGAUUAACAAAGUGGAUGCAUGGGUCCAACUCCCAGAUUUACCCAUAGAAUACUAUGAAAAAAGAUUCUUAGGUAAAGUAGGAGACCAAAUAGGAAAGACCCUCAAGGUGGCCUUGAAUACUGCAAAUCAAGCCAGAGGUAAAUUCGCCCGUCUUUGUGUGGAAUUGGACUUAAGCAAACUCUUGGAUGCUAAAUAUUUGGUAAAUGGAGUUACUUAUCAUAUUGAAUAUGAGGGGCUACACAUGAUCUGUUUCUCUUGUGGAAUGUUUGGCCAUAUUAGUGAUGGGUGCAUGUCCAAAACCAUGGAAAGAGAGGAGAGAGGAGUCCAAGUCCAGAAGCAACCAGAAGCGGUGGAGGAGGAAGGCUCCCAACAACAACAACUGGGGCACGGCGAGAGCAUUCCAAGAGACAAGGAAGCAAAAAAGGACAAAAAGACAAUUGGUAGAAAAAGAGGGAAAUGGUACGAAAAGCAAGGGGACAAAGCGAAAGACAUAGUAGAGGCAGUGGGAGGAAAUUCAAGGUACGAGGUACUAACAGAGCAUUCCAAUGUCAAUGAUGAGAAUAUGAAUAGCCAAGCCACUUUACUCAGGAAUACCCCGCAGGAGAUGACAAAAGAGUUCUUAAAUGAGAAUCAAAUGAGGAGAGCAAAAGUCCAAGCUAACUGCAAUCAUAUGGAACAAAAUUGCCUGAAGAUUGCAUCCACCUAA